Messenger RNA from Hemicordylus capensis (graceful crag lizard), 1907 nucleotides. Its product is annotated as S-adenosylmethionine synthase-like. Lineage: Eukaryota; Metazoa; Chordata; Lepidosauria; Squamata; Cordylidae. The record is from RefSeq and is a predicted model, not a curated record. Gene Ontology annotation, molecular function: methionine adenosyltransferase activity; ATP binding. Gene Ontology annotation, cellular component: cytosol; methionine adenosyltransferase complex. The transcript is spliced from 10 exons. The coding region runs from base 496 to 1668 and encodes 390 amino acids. Gene Ontology annotation, biological process: S-adenosylmethionine biosynthetic process.
GCAGGGCCUGGCAGGAGACAUGGUUUGAGGCAGGAAAGCAGUCUGGGCUGCAGAGGCCAAGACCCACGGCUGGGAAGCUCCUUGGCUCAGGCUGGGGGCUGGUAGACGCUCCACGAAUGACGUAUGGGUUUUUUUUCCCAGUGCCUGGCUGCAGUCUGCAGACUUGAUGUAUAGCCUGGCGUGAUGGCUCUCAGCUGGCACAGAUUCAGGGUUUAUCAGCCCUAUUAAGGAGACGUUUGCUUCUUCGGAUAGUUUCCCAGCUGCUGUGGGCGUCUCGCAAUUCUCCUUUGUAGCGGAGUCAGAGGAGGCUCCCCGUUUCACUCAGGGUCCUGCUCUCCACUCCCUGUCUCUGCUGCCUCUGACUGCUCUGCUUGUUCUGGAACGGCAACCGGUCCUGCUUCAGCUCUUUCUUGCGGACUGACAGCCGGUCUCUGCCCUUCAGAUUCCCUUUUAAUUUUAUUCUAUAGUUUCUGGACUUUAAAAAAAUUGGGUAAAAUGUCGUGCAACGCUGCAGUGAAAGAGAAGAGAUUUCUGUUCACAUCUGAGUCUGUUGCAGAAGGGCAUUCAGAUAAAAUGUGUGACCAGAUCAGUGAUGCUGUUCUUGAUGCUCAUAUCAAGGUUGAUCCAGAUGCCAAGGUUGCCUGUGAAUGUGUGGCCAAAACGGGGAUGAUCUUACUUUGUGGUGAAAUUACUUCCAAAGCAGUCGUUGAUUACCAGCAAGUUGUGAGAGACACAGUCAAGAAGAUUGGGUAUGAUGACUCUUCCAAAGGAUUAGAUUACAAGACUUGCACUGUGCUGGUAGCCCUAGAACAGCAAGGCCAUGAAAUCAAGCAGGCCAUCUCCAGUGGAAAGGGUGGCGGAGAUGAUAUUGGAGCUGGCGACCAGGGCUUGAUGUUUGGUUAUGCAACUGAUGAAACGGAGGAGUGCAUGCCCUUAACGAUCUUGCUUGCACAUCAACUGAAUGCAAAGAUCAAAUCGCUGGAGAGGAAUGGAACUUUGCCCUGGGUUAGACCAGAUGGGAAAACUCAGGUCACAAUGGAAUAUAGAGAAAUUGGCGGUGUAGUGGAGCCAAUACGUGUACACACCUUGGUUAUAUCUGUACAUCACGCUCCUGAGGUGGCAUUGGAGCAAAUGCAGAAAGACCUGAUGGAUAAAGUUGUGAAAGAAGUGAUUCCAACAAAAUUCCUGGAUGAGAACACAGUCUAUCACCUCCUGCCAAGUAAAGCAUUUCUAGAAGGUGGCCCUAAGUGUGAUGCAGGCCUGACUGGCAGAAAGAUCAUUGUUGAUACCUAUGGUGGCUGGGGAGCUCAUGGCGGAGGUGCUUUUUCGGGAAAAGAUCCGUCAAAAGUCGACCGCUCAGCAGCUUAUGCAGCUCGCUGGGUGGCAAAGUCCUUGGUGAAAGCGGGCCUUUGCAGGAGAGUCUUGGUCCAGCUGUCUUAUGCCAUUGGGUUGAGUCACCCUCUGGCCAUCUCAGUGUUCCACUAUGGCACUUCUGACAGAUCAGAAGAUGAGCUGCUUGCUAUUGUUCAGAAGAACUUUGACCUUCGCCUUGGGCCAAUUAUAAGGGAGCUGAAUUUGAAGAGUCCUAUUUAUCAACAGACUGCAUGCUACGGGCAUUUUGGAAGAGAAGAAUUUACAUGGGAGCAACCUAAAAAGCUGAUUUAUUAAAGUUGUUUUGACGGUGAAAUUUUAAAGAAGUCAAUCUGAUCUAAACUGUCAGAAGAAAAAAUUGUGAAACUGCUGCAAAUCAGCCAUUUUAUAAUUUUUUUACAAAUACAAUAAUUUUGUUCAUUGUUUAUCUCACUUUUAAUUGAUUUAUAAUGGAAAUGAUUCAAAAAUUGUGAAACUGCUGCAAAUCAGCCAUUUUAUAUUUUUUUUACAAAUACAAUAAUUUUGUUCAUUGUUUA